Messenger RNA from Soboliphyme baturini, 894 nucleotides. NCBI's taxonomy places the organism in Eukaryota, Metazoa, Nematoda, Enoplea, Dioctophymatida, Soboliphymatidae. The record is from the annotation of a GenBank genome assembly.
AUGGCUAGUGUAUUUCGUUGUACUUACCCGAGCCGUCGCAGACGGCAAGAGGACGCUGGCCAGUUCAACAUCACUUGGCCGGUCAGAUUCGUCAGACGAAUCUUCUACCCGAAUGGAGAGGUCGGUCUUCCCGAAAUGCGACAGCGCUACCGCUGGCCAGCGAUAGGCAUUGUGCUCUACUAUGCCAGAAGAUGUGUUUGCGCCUUCGUGUGUGCUAACAUCUACUUUGGCGCCUCAUUGAUCGCAUGUAGCCCAUGUUUACAACACUAUGUGAAACGAAUCGACUCGGCGCCAGAAUUCUAUCGAUUUGCCAGGAAAUUUUCCACAAUCUGUGGAUGCGUUUAUAACAUUAUUAUAUUGUGCUUAUCAAGUGUCGUAUUCAUAGCACUUCUAGUGUUGAACAUCAUGUGGUUAAAGUCAAUCGUCUUACUAGGGAAUGACAUGACCGUGCCUCAUGUUAAUCAAGUAUGCAUUCAGCGCAACUUUGAAGCAACUAACGCCAAACCUGUUCUCAUGGCAAGCGCCGCCCGCCAGGACCAGGCUUUAUGGGAGUGCAAAUCUAUUUUUGAAAACUCAGGAAAGUUUCGGUGGACUCAGAAGAAGCCUCAUCCGUGGAUAAUUGUAAAGCACGUCGACGAGCAGACAAUCACCGCAUGGAUAGACGUCGACGCAGGUAAGGACGCAAGCGAGACCACGUCCAUCUUGUACGACAUCACAUUCAGCAAUGUCACUGCCUGCUACAGGAACAGGAACCACCCUCAUUCGCCGCCGUCGCCGAGACUUGAUUCUCGGGUUGGAGGAAAGUUGUUACGGCAACCCCGUGAAUGGCCGUUCUGGGCGGCUUGUGAUUGCAAUUACGAAGUCAAAUUUCAGCCUGUUCUCUCUUGCAUUUAG